Molecule: messenger RNA, 846 nt
Organism: Chenopodium quinoa (quinoa)
Lineage: Eukaryota; Viridiplantae; Streptophyta; Magnoliopsida; Caryophyllales; Amaranthaceae
Product: zinc finger BED domain-containing protein RICESLEEPER 2-like
Exons: 3
Coding region: 1-846 (281 amino acids)
Molecular function (GO): DNA binding
Source: RefSeq, a predicted model, not a curated record
AUGACUAUUGACAAUGCAUGUAAUAUGGAUUCUAUGGUUGGGAAACUCCAAAUUGAAUUGGAUGCAAUGGCUAAAUUACCUCUUGACGGCAAAUAUUUUCAUGUUAGAUGCUUUGCCCAUAUCUUAAACUUAAUUGUCAAAGAAGGUUUGAAAGUCAUUGAUGAAUCUGUUGCGAAAGUUCGGGAGAAUGUGAAGUAUGUUGAUUCUUCUGAAGCUAGACUUAUAAGGUUUGAGCGGUGUGUUUCUAGUUGUAAUUUAGCUACAGGUGUAAAGCUAUGGAUGGAUGUUCCUACUAGAUGGAAUUCUACUUUCUUAAUGCUUCGUCGAGCUCUUGAUCUUUUACCGGCGCUGAAAAUGUUCGGUAGGAUAGAGAGCAAUUAUCAAUUGGCACUUACUGCUCAUGAAUGGGAAAUAGUAGAAAAAAUAGGAAGAUCCAAAUUCAAAGAAAUGGCAGAUCUUAUGCGUUGCAAGUUUGAUAAAUAUUGGUCUGAUUACUUUGUGCUAUUAUCUUUUGCUGCAAUUCUUGAUCCUCGAAUUAAGUUUAAAUUUUUGAGAAAUCUUUUCAAGGAUUUGUAUGAAGCUCACAUGGUUGAAACAAAAGUCCAGGAGGUGUAUUAUGAAUUUGUUCAACUGUUUAACCAUUACAAGGAUCCUCUUCCUACUUAUUCUUCCCAAGGUAGUUCAAAUUCAGAUGCAUAUCGUCCACGCAAGACUAGUAGAGUUUAUGUUAAUUUUGUUGUUGAUGUUGCUAGUGAUGACAUGGGUAAAUCUGAAUUAGAAUUAUACUUAGAAUUGCCUUUUAAACCUUGUAAUGUUGAUGAGGAAUUUGAUAUUUUGGGCUAUUGA